AUGAAGGCUCUCACCUUCCCUGAUCAGCUCUAUGAUACUGUCUUUGAAGAAGAAUCCAUCAACAGCAAGACUCCCAUCAGGCUGUACGGAGGAGCCCUCCUCAGUCUCUCCCUUAUCAUGUGGAAUGCCUUGUACACAUCAGAGAAGGUCAUCAUCCGUUGGACCCUGCUGACAGAAGCCUGUUACUUUGGGGUACAGUUCCUAGUUACCACCAUCACCCUUGUCGAGAGUGGCCGGAUCUCCACAGGUGCCAUGCUCCUCCUCACCAGCCGGAUCCUCUUCACCCUCAUCACUGUUUACUACUAUUACCAAGUUGGACGGCGACCCAAGAAAGUCUAAUACCUGAGGCUUUCUGAGGGAGAGGGGUGGGGUUUCUGUUAGUAAUGUCACUUUUUUUGUUUUGUUUGUUUGGUUCCUUUUGUUCUCAAGCAAUUCCCUUCUCUUCCACUUACCAGCAUGAAUCAGUGUGUAAACCCACUGUUGGCACCAUUGCCACACGAGGUGCAGGGGGAGAGCUGACCCCUACAGCCCUCCCCAUAUCUGUCCAGAGAAGGCAAGUGAAUGCAGCAGGGAAGGCUGACAAGAUGUAGGGACCAGUCAGGCUCAGGGACAAUGGAGGAAAUGGGCCAGUGGAAUCCCAAGCUCAGAAACCUUUUCAGCAAAGCACAAAAUGAUUGCGGCACAUAGAAACUGAAUCCCCGAGGGGAGAGGAAGCAAAGGCACACUGCAAAGGACUCAUUCCAGCUCCUCUAGGUUUGGAGCUAUUCAUUUGCCUUUCACUCAUACCUAGAGCCUUUUCCCCGCUUAGUGAGCAGACUGCAGAACUAAUCCUGGCCAGCCCUCUAAGGCAGGGCUGCUGCCACAGCUCCAAUCAGGUAGUGUUGUGAUUUUUAGAGACAACACCCAGUGUAUUUACUCUGUGCUGACAGAUGCUAUAGCAAUGCUGACAGGACACACUAGAUUAAAUACAGCAAGCAAAGAGGGUGGCAUCUUUGUCAUCACAGUCCUGUGAAACUUGACACCAAGCUACAUCCAAAUCGUGUAUGGAUCUUCUUAAGGGAGAGUGGUGCAAAAAGCUGGAGCAAGAACAUGUGGGUUGCAUUAGGGGAGAAAUGUAAAGAGCUGUUGAAUAGUCUUCAAGACUGUUGUCUUGGAAGUUUGGUAUAUAGCCUGGGCUGCUGCUUGUAUUUGCUUCCUUAAUUCCUAUUGGAGCAGUUCCCCUGCAGCUAACACUAGUGAGUGCACUAGCAUAGAUCAGCCAGUGACACUUGAACCAGUUCCCCUACUUUGGUCUAGAUGAGGCCAUGGUUAAAAUACUCCCCUUAUGUCCUGUCUAUGCUAGAGCACCCCUCACUGUUAGCAAGAGUGAGGAAAAGGCUUGUGUCAGUGAGGACUGCAGGGGGUAAAUCACUGUUCUGUGGGUACUUAUGUGACUCUUACUCUAGUGAAGUGAGGGACUAGAUGAGCCAGCUGGUCUUCUCCCCUCCUACUGUUCAGGUACCAAUUUCCUCUUAGAUUCAGCAGAAAAAAGGACCAAAUGCUGAGGUCUUAUGUCUUCAGGAUCCUAUUUUGGCUGGGAUAAAGAAUGGCUGGCUGAGCAGGGAGAAGUACUAGGCCGCUCUUGCCUUCCCCAGCCAUGCCAAAGGCAUAACAGGACUUCAUUGUUCCCAACUGUUGCCUCCCAUUGCUCUUAAGGCUGAGGAAGAUUUAACCCUGGCUCCACAGCACUGGCUCUGCUCUGCUUCUAGUGACAAUCCUGGAGAAGAGAGUACCUUGCCCCACCUACUUUCCAGUACCAUGCUGCUGGUUCUCCACUGUACUGAAAUCCAAAGGAUGGGAUAGAUAGCAUGGAAUUAUUCAUGUACCAACAGAGGGGGCUGACAGACCAGGCAUGUGUAGGGUCCUGGCUGUUGAGAAUCAGAACUGUCUGUGAACAGCAGAGCUAAGGUGGCUGCUAAAGAAUAUUAGCUUUAAGGAACACUUCUUAGCAUCAGCCAGAAAAAAAUCCCUCACUAAAGUUAACAUAGACAUCCACUGAGCACGCAGGGUAAAACCUGGUGCAUCUUCAUUACAGCUUGCCCUUAAAGCGUGUUUCUAUUACGUGCUUCUGGCAUUUACAAACAGCUCCAUGAACUUGGCCUGCUGUGUGCAUUGCAAUUCUGUCAAGUGGAAAUGCUGAAAAUAUUUGAGCUGAUACUAAAUCAACCAAAAAAAGAGUGGAGCCCUAGCCCCAUUGCAGCAACCUCUGGAACCUUAGUUACUUGCUAAUGCUGGGGCUGAGUAUAACUAACUCUCCAGUCUGGCCAGUAGAAGAUUAUAUAAUGAAAAUUCAUCAUGAGUUUCAGAGGUACUGUCUGGAAUGGAACAUGUAACGGGAUCCUGGGCUUUUGGGGUUAAUUGCAUUUCAGCAGGAAGAGGCAGGCAGAUUCUAGGAAAGGAUCUUUCUUGGGGGUAUGGGUAGAAAAAUGCUGCCCCUAGCAUACACCACUGGCCAUCAGGGCUGAGUUUGUAUUAAUGCAGCAUAGCUGAAUGGGCUUUAGUUAUGAACCGCUGGCAGAAAGCCCCAGCUCUGCAUCUGCCAUGGCAGUGAACCAUCCAGCACAUGUUGCUCAGGGUUGGUUGCAAUCUAGUCUUGGUUGAUUUUCAGGAUUACCAAAGGGGUUUUAAAGCACCUAAACUUCCAUAAAAGCCCUAGCCCCCCUCCCUGGUUCCUGCAUGGGAGUGUCAAGUUUUUUGCUGCUAUAAUUUCAAGUGUUUAACCAAAUCGGUAGCUGAGACAAUGAUUCUGUUCUCUGAUGUUUAUUGCCCCCUCCAGCCUAAGUGAUCUGGAGAGAGCAGAGGGGUGGGGCAGGGCAGAGGGC
Messenger RNA from Gopherus flavomarginatus (Mexican gopher tortoise), 2861 nucleotides. RefSeq names its product tumor protein p53 inducible protein 11 (gene TP53I11). The record is from RefSeq and is a predicted model, not a curated record. NCBI's taxonomy places the organism in Eukaryota, Metazoa, Chordata, Testudines, Testudinidae. The transcript has 4 exons. Bases 1 to 339 code for a protein of 112 amino acids.